UAUAUAUUGUUGUGUAUUGAGUCAAACCCCACGUCACAACACAUAUAGCUUAGGGGACAAAACAAUACAACGAGGAAGAAGCGGGUUAGGGAUGCUUUGAGACACUUUUUUUUGGGGGAGGGGGUGUCCAGUGAAUCACCCCCUCUCCUCCCCUCCCCUCUUUUUCUCUCUUCCCUCCCCCCUCAGCUGCAAAAAUAGAGCACGUCCCCUUUAAAUUUACCCAGGAGCCCUUAAAGGAGCCCCAGGGGCCCCGGGGGGAAAGGCAUCCCCACCCUGCUAACCGGAGCCUGCCUGGCUCUGCUUCUUCUUCUUUUUCGGCCGUGGAAACGGAGCCUUGAUGCAAGUCGAUUAAAAGCGGUGGGGGGGGAGAAAAAUUGCCAUUUAUCCAUAUAUAUUUUUAUUUUAAGAAAUCGGGGUUGGGGGGAAGGAGGGAAUAUUGCAACGGAUCCGAGAGAAUCCACAGCGAAGCCGGGAAGGUUAUUUGUGUGCAUCGAGGUGGGGGGUGGAGAUGAAUCCCUAGGCAGGGAGGGAGGGAGCCAAGCAUGGAGGAGCCCCCCAGCCUUUGCAUCAAGCUCGAGCCCCGGGAUCCAGAAGAGUCGCUGUUCCCAGAAGAGGCGGCUGAUUCGCAAAGCAGCGGCGAGCUGCGCUCCGGACACGCCCUGCGGCCCUCUGGGAAUGGCCUCGUGCGAGGGACCGCCGUCAAGGACCCCUCUGCCCUCCUCUCCGGAGGGCGCAAGUACUCGGAUCACUGUGAGGAGCGGGCGUCGAGACCCGGCAAGAGCCGCAUCCCCGGGCGCGACCACCGGCGCUACUACCAUGAACACUGGAGGGCAGAGUACCUGAUGGACUUCAACGCCGCCCGGCAUGGCAUGAUUUGCAUGGUCUGCGGCAGCUCCCUGGCCACCCUCAAGCUCAGCACCAUCAAAAGGCACAUCCGCCAGAAGCACCCCUACUCCCUGGCCUGGAGCGCCCACGAGAAGGAGGUCAUCAUGAACAGCUGGGACGCCCACCUGGGCCUCGAGGCAGAGAGCGACGGAGCCAGAGAGCACCCCAACGCGCCCGAGGCUCAGGAGGGGGGCCACGGUGGAGAAUUUCCGCUGAGUAGCAGCCGCAGGAGGCGCCGUGGCCCAGGACCCCUCUCCUCUCGUGGGGGGCGACGGCCGUCCGGCCUGGCCUUGAAAGCCUCUCCGGGAGGGGAAGAGCAGAACUUGGAGCGCUACCUGAAAGAGUCCCUGCAGAGCUGGUUCCAGUCUGAGUUUCUGAUGGACUACGACCCUCAGGGCAACCGCCUCUUUUGCAUGAUGUGCGGCUCCUCGCUGCCCAGCCUCAACUUGGACGACAUCAAGAGGCACGUCAUGGACGCCCAUCCCAGCUCGCUUGGCUUCAGCCCCGCCGAGAAGGCCAGCAUCCUGGAGACUUGGAACGCCCGGGCCGUGGUGCCGCCAGCCGAGGGCACAGGAGAGGCACCAGUGGAGUCUGAGCUGUCCCCUCAGGACCUGACCAAGAAGGAGGUGGACCCCCCCACGUCUCCAGACCAGCCUGCUGGCGAGGACGGCUCUGAGGAGGCCGGUGCUUGGGACUCGGAAGAGAGCGGCCUUCCCGCCCCGGCCCGGGGGAGGGACCACCGCCGCUACUUCCAGGAGCACUGGCGGGUGGAGUACUUGAUGGACUACAACGGGUCGCGCCACGGCCUGGUGUGCAUGGUGUGCGGGAGCUCCUUGGCCACGCUCAAGAUGAGCACCAUCAAGAGGCACAUUCAGCAGAAGCACCCGGACUCCACCCAGCUGAGCCACCAUGUCAAGGCCCUCAUCGUGGAGGAGUGGAACCAGAAGGUGGCCCGCCUGGCGGACGCAGAAGACUCCUUGCCCGAAACAGACGGCGAGGCAGACAAAGUGGAAUCUCAGCAGGCUUGCAACCCUCCUUUGUCCCCUGAGGAAUCUCAAGAGGGCGGGACAAUGCCUGCAGGAGAGGAAGAAGAUGAGGAAGAGGCCCCCGCAGCAGGAAGACUAGCUCCCUCUCAGCAAUCCUCGGAGGCUGCGUCUUCGCUGGCCGGUGCCCCGUCCCGGCGGGGUCAGCGCCGGAACUACCAGCCGCGCUGGCGGGUAGAGUACCUGAUGGAUUACGACGAGCAGCGGCACGGGCUGGUGUGUAUGGUGUGCGGGGGCACAUUGGCGACCCUUAAAGUCAGCACCAUCAAGCGGCACAUCCUUCAGGUCCACCGGUUCUCCCUGGAGUUCACGGCGCUGGAGAAACAGACCAUCCUCGAUGCUUACGCCGAAAACGGGCCGGCUCAGAAUCCCAGGCACCUAGGCACAAAGACCUCCCCCAGCCCGGACUCUGAGCCUGCCGACGUCAAGCCAAGUGUUCAAGGCACAGGGAAAAUGGGGUUUGGUUACAAUUUGCCGGUAUGUACGGUGUAGCCUGCGGACGUGGACUGCCCUCGUGGUGGCAGGGUGGACUCCGCUGACCGACGAACUCAACUUGUUUGUUUUCCUCCCCACCCCUUCCUCCUACGGAUGGCGGAAUUCCCUUUUGGAAUUCUCAGGUUUCGGAAUUCUGCGACUGGAAUCGGAUAGUGCAGAAUUCUGCGACUGGAAGCGAAUAAUGCAGACGCCGGGGAAGUCUUGUUUUGCCUUGUCUUUGUUUCUCUCUGCACAGCAUCCGUUUUGAUUUGCAUGUUCUGUUCUAGUGACAAAAGGUUUCUUAAAGGUGUUUUCACCCCCCCUUCCCCCAAAGCCCCUUUUCUCUGCACCUGGAUUUGUUGUGCUCCCAACUAUUUUGGUAAGGUUUCGGAAAGGUAGGUGGGGUGGCGGGGGGGGGGGAAGCUUCGGUAUUUUCUGAAGUGAGGAAGGUCUGUAAGAGCACUCUUGUGGGGGGCAAGUUCACUUAAUCGAGCCCCGAGGCCUGGAGGUUUCUGUGGGAAGCAAAGUUGCUGCUACUGUAAGGUGGGGCACCUAUUUUUUCAGCCUGAGGGCCACCUUCCCUUCUAGGGGUGUUUGGCAGCGGUGGGCGGAGCCAGAGCCAAAAAAUGGGAGGAGCUACACAGGUAAAUGCUUCCUGAGGUUCUCUCACCCUGCUCCAAGGCAUCAAGGGUCAGGUGGUUUAAUAGCUAGGCCUCCCGUUCUGGUCUGGGAGGCUGUUUGGGCCAGGCCUCAGCUGAGCCACAUCCAGCUGCCCUACGUGCGAAAUAGAUGACAUGAGACGUGGUGGAGGUAAAGAUGUCAUUCGGCCAGAGGAGGGUUUGCAGUUGCCAGAACUCUGCUGUGCCCUGGUUUUUUUUGCAAGCCGCCAACCCCAAGCAGGUAAUCAUUGGCACUUUGUGGCCUGUUCCUUUACCCACAGUCACCUGACACCAUUGCGACACCAAGCGGUUGACGGGUAGCUGCCCACUGUGACCUGCCCGCAGGUAGGUGGGUGGCAAGAUCCAGUUCCUCCCUUGCAAGCUGUGCCACGAAGAAUUCCCAUGUCCUCCACAAGUGCCUAGGCCCCGAGUUAUGGCUGUGCAUCAUAUAGCCGAAGGGUGACCAAAUUACGGCCCUUGCCCCCAUCUCAUCCCUAGAAUAUUGCAGAAGUCCUUGUAAGAGGCCUUCCUGCUUGAUGCAGCAUAGGCCGUGCUUAAUAUACCAUGUUAAAAUAUCUGAAACAAGGAGUUGGGCUUGUUGUGAGCAUUUCCCUUGCGAUUGCACUUAAGAUGGCCAUUUUGGACUCUCAGAUGAAUUGAGCAACUCAGCACUUCCUGGAUUGUACUAUGCCAGGCUCUGGGGCGGGGGUGGGAACCCUGCUACAUAGGAAAAUGCUAGGUUGAAUCUGUCAUGUGCUAACUUUCUACAUGCAGGUAGGUCUCCCCCCGAUUCUACCUACAAUGGAACAGUCCAGAAAAGUCACCUUGAGGAGCUGCUGACAGCGUCCCUAUAUCCUGAUUUGCGUUCUGUCAUUGGGUUUUAAUUUUGACCCAUGUCUUUCCAAGUCCCUAGCCCUAAAAGCUCUUACUCUGGUGUAAGUGAAUUAGGAGGACGUGGACUACUUUAUUUGCUGUUGGUCUUCCUCGUAAAAAGAUGUGAAUUGACAUAGGACACUUACCUUUUUGCUCCCAGUGAACAGGUGCUGAGCAAGUUUCAGUAGCCAAGGACCCAAGUUCAACCCCCAGCACCUGCAGGUAGGGCUGGGAGAGAACCCAGAACCCUGGAGAGCUGCUGCCAAUCAGUGUAGACAGCACUGAGCUAGAUGGACCCAAAGGUCUGACUCUGUAUAAGGCAGCUUCCUGUGAUCAAGGCGUAUUUCCUCCUUUCCAGAUGCAAUCCCACUUCAAAACAAACAGCUACAUCUGUAGGACUCAGGAGGACGAUGUAUGCUUCACCCAAAUUUAUCUGUCUAAAAAGCUUAGAAUUAUGCAAGAUGUGUGGUGUUUGCCAUGCUUGCCCUACUCAGAAGAGACCCAUUGAAGUUUACAGACAUAACUAACUUUAUUAAUUUUGGUGGGUCUGCUCUGUGUAAGGACAAUACUUGGGUUUUCCCAAAAUGGAUUUUAUUUUUAUUUUAAAAAAAAGAACAACAGCGCUAUUCGUAGCAGAACUGCCA
Molecule: messenger RNA, 4578 nt
Organism: Podarcis muralis (Common wall lizard)
Lineage: Eukaryota; Metazoa; Chordata; Lepidosauria; Squamata; Lacertidae
Gene: ZFTA
Product: zinc finger translocation associated
Biological process (GO): negative regulation of DNA-templated transcription
Source: RefSeq, a predicted model, not a curated record